GUAUUUUCCGCUUGUAGUAUAAUUUCGAUCAUUUUAUUAAUAUAUCCAGUGAAAGGUUGAGCUUGACAGUUACCUUAACGCAUCGCUCCUGCUUUUUUAACUUGACAAAGGCAAAUAGUAUUUGUUUUCAUUGAUAAAUCUGUUGCGAUUUCCCGAUCCUUCUCUUGGGUCAAAGCACAGAGGUUAUAAAAUAGGACACUUUUACACGGAUGUCAUUCAUAUAAAUACCGCUGACGCUCCGUCUAGGUUUUAUCUGAAGUGCCCGUCUCCAGUGGUAGGUGUAGAAGCUGCGAGUUCACACACGCUGCUGCCAGGACAUUCGUUAUCUCUGAUUCAGAUUGUUGAAAGAUUGAAGACUUUGUGCAAAUCAUCGUUCAUCUGUUGCAACCAUGAAGGCAUUGAAGUGUCCAUUUUUGACCCGCAUACCUACAAAUCAUUUACGCCAGUACGCACCAGCAGUUCUCUCUUAUGCUGAAAAUUGCCCAAUUAUGGGGCACGUCAUCAAGUUUGCUUCCAUGGCAACCAGGGCCGGGACUCCCCCUAGUGAGCCCACAAACUUGAACAAGUGCCCCUAUCUGAGUAGUGAGGCCAAGAGAAAGCAGAGUACCUCAGCUGCUGCUGCCAUCACCCAGGACUUUCCACCUGUGCAUGAGGCAGAGGAGGAGACUAAGCUGGAUAAUAUGAAUAUGGUACCUUCAGUUGAAGAGACUAACCCAGUGAGGGAGUCAGGGUCUGUCGAGUCUGCUGCUAAAGUGGACAUAGCCACCAAGGUGACCAGUCAAUCUCUGGACAACCAAGCUGGACAGAAGAAGGAAGAAACCUUAAAUGUCAACUCUACAUCAGCAAGUAGAGGUGGUCAUGCAGAGCCAUUCAAGUACUUCAACUAUGAGCAGUUCUUCCAGAAUGAGAUAGAAAAGAAGAAGACUGAUCACUCGUACCGUGUUUUCCGCAAGGUCAACCGGCGUGCCGAGAAGUUUCCGUUUGCGGAGGAGCACACAGAGGGGAAGAAGGACAUCACUGUGUGGUGUAGUAAUGACUACCUGGGAAUGAGCUGGCACCCCAAGGUCAAACAGGCUGUUGUCAAUGCAGUCAGGGAACAUGGGGCGGGAGCUGGAGGGACGAGAAAUAUCUCCGGUAACACUAUCUACCACGAAGAACUGGAGGCUGAGUUGGCGGAUCUGCAUCAGAAAGAGGGCGCUCUGCUCUUCACUUCCUGUUAUGUGGCCAAUGACUCUACACUGUUCACCCUUGCUAAGGCUCUUCCAGGCUGUCACAUCUUCUCUGAUGCUGGGAACCAUGCUUCCAUGAUACAAGGUAUCCGGAACAGUGGGGUCCCCAAGCAUAUCUUCCGCCAUAACGACCCAGUUCAUCUGGAGGAACUGUUGAAGAAAGUGGAUGUCAACACCCCAAAGAUUGUGGCAUUUGAAACGGUUCAUUCCAUGACAGGUGCCGUGUGUCCCUUAGAAGAACUCUGUGACGUGGCACACAAGUAUGGUGCCAUCACGUUUGUGGACGAGGUUCAUGCUGUUGGUUUAUAUGGUGAUCGUGGUGCUGGAGUGGGAGAACGGGACCAACUGUUGCACAAGAUGGAUAUCAUCUCUGGCACUCUGGGCAAGGCAUUUGGCAAUAUAGGAGGUUAUAUAGCCAGCUCCUCCCGCCUGGUAGACAUGAUACGGAGCUAUGCCUCUGGGUUCAUCUUUACCACCUCCCUGCCUCCCACUGUGUUGUCUGGGGCACUGGCUUCAAUUAGGGUGUUGAAAAGUGAUGAGGGCCGAAAGCUGCGCCAAACCCACCAAGAGAAUGUGAGACACUUGCGUAAGAAGCUGACUGAGGCAGGAUUGCCUGUUAUACACUGUCCCAGUCACAUCAUCCCUAUACAUGUGGGAGAUGCACAGGCAGUAACGCAGGUGGCUAACACCCUCCUAAAGAAACACAAGAUCUACGUUCAAGGGAUCAACUAUCCCACCGUUCCAAGGGGUGAGGAGAAGCUCCGUAUCGCCCCCACCCCCCACCACACGGAAGACAUGAUGGAGUACUUCGUCAAGGCCGUGGUAGAUGCCUGGGAAGAGAGUGGAAUGGAGUUCACUAGUAGCCCAUGCCCUAGCACCUGCGAGUUCUGUAAUCGCCCAGGGGAUUUUGCCGCCAAGGAGGCUCGUCACUGCACGCGUCCUGACUGUCAGUGGGAGGAGGCACAGGAAACCGUGACAGCCGCUUGAGGGCACCACUGGUCCGCCAAGACAAGACGUCUGACAAGACGAGACAUGGGCAGUUAUUUUGCAAUACUAGAGGAGAUGCAAAACUUAUUUUCUGCAUAAUAACCAGUAAUAACAUUUAUUUAUUUUAUUUAUAUAUAUUAUUUUUAACUUUUUGCAAUUAUUAUUAUUAACCAAGACAAGGACGUUAUACUAGCUGGACAUAAUGUUCCCUUACUGGCAGCAUGAUGUUAUGCAUUUAUUAUGAGUUGUAACUUGUAUUGCUUGGCUUUUUAAAGAAUUUUUAUACUCAUGGAAAACCCUUAUGUAUUUCAAACUUGAACAUUGGAAAAGCUGAGGAGUCCUGGGUUCUCGCUGAUACAGAUGGCUAAUAGAAGAGCUUACAAUGAAAAUUUCAUGAGUUAAAAUUUUCUCACCAGAUGAAACAGGCUGUGAGGAAGAAAUCAGCUAGUAUAUAUAAGUUUAGGCUUUUACCUAUAUCCAGUAUCUUCAAUAUAGUUGCAGAGUAGUGAAACUUAAACAUUAAUCUCGCAUAUACAUUGUAACAGCAUUUUCACUGAUUUUCUUUAUGAUUUUAACUGUCGCAUAUUAUUUGGUGCCAUGCAAAUCUAUCUGCAUUCUUACUUAGGGAAAAUAAAACCUUUUUUUUCUGUCCUUGACAAAGCUGUUUAUUGUAAGGGCUUAUAAGAGUGCUUUUUAGGGGGUUUACGUACCCAUUUAGAGGAAACCAACAACAAUUAAUAUAUUUUGAGAAGCUACCGGACUCUUUUCAGUAACGCAAUAAAUUUUUAUUAUAUUGACAUAUUAGACUUAGACUUAAGUUUUACUACAAAAGUUGCUGUCAGUAUGAUAAACUAAUGUCAUAAUGAUUAUCUUAAAAGACGAAAGUUGCUUUGGUGAGAUGAAGUAAAAUAUAAUAAAUAUAAUGGUGGUGGUCUCUAUUGCUAUUAUUGUCUAUUUAUAGGUUUUACUCUAUCCCUUCACAUGUAUUGCUGCUUAAUCAUAUUGGAAAAGAAAGAAGAAAUAAAACUGCCCCAUGUCAACUGUG
Lingula anatina is the source of this 3261-nucleotide messenger RNA. RefSeq names its product 5-aminolevulinate synthase, erythroid-specific, mitochondrial. Gene Ontology annotation, cellular component: mitochondrial matrix; mitochondrion. Gene Ontology annotation, biological process: heme biosynthetic process; erythrocyte development; hemoglobin biosynthetic process. The record is from RefSeq and is a predicted model, not a curated record. Gene Ontology annotation, molecular function: 5-aminolevulinate synthase activity; pyridoxal phosphate binding. Lineage: Eukaryota; Metazoa; Brachiopoda; Lingulata; Lingulida; Lingulidae.